Anguilla anguilla (European eel) is the source of this 3441-nucleotide messenger RNA. RefSeq names its product DNA methyltransferase 1-associated protein 1-like. Gene Ontology annotation, biological process: DNA repair; chromatin remodeling; negative regulation of transcription by RNA polymerase II. Gene Ontology annotation, cellular component: Swr1 complex; nucleus; NuA4 histone acetyltransferase complex. Gene Ontology annotation, molecular function: transcription corepressor activity. The transcript is spliced from 11 exons. Lineage: Eukaryota; Metazoa; Chordata; Actinopteri; Anguilliformes; Anguillidae. The record is from RefSeq and is a predicted model, not a curated record. Bases 132 to 1487 code for a protein of 451 amino acids.
GCAAACUGGAGGAGUCUGAACGUCAGCCAGUCGAGCUGGGAGGCGAGCUAUCCAGGGCUAACGAAUUUACAUCAUUUAGAAGGACUUUUUUAUCUGGCUAUACUGGUUCUUUAACAGUUUUGCAGAUCACAAUGGCGACCGGUGCAGAUGCCCGAGAGAUACUGGAAUGGUGUGGAGGGGAGAACGAUGCCGGGCCUCUAAGUAAAAAGGACAGCAUAAUUAAUGCUGAUAUGAAAAAGGCCAAGAAGGCGGCGGACGCCCUGACGCACAAGAGACCGCAGGGGAUGCCCAGAGAGGUCUACGCGCUGCUGUACUCAGAUAAAAAAGACGCCCCGCCCCUGUUGCCUAGCGACACCACCCAGGGCUACCGCACGGCCAAGGCGAAGCUGGGCUGCAAGAAGGUGCGGCCCUGGAAGUGGAUGCCCUUCACCAACUCGGCCCGGCGGGACGGCGUCGUGCUCUACCACUGGAGGCUGGUGACCGAGGAGGGCAAGGACUACCCCUGGUCCAAAUACAACAAGACAGUGCAGGUUCCAGCGUACUCUGAACAGGAGUAUCAGCAGCAUCUCCAUGACGACGGGUGGACCAAGUCGGAGACGGACCACCUGUUCGACCUGGCCCAGCGCUUCGACCUGCGUUUCAUAGUCAUCCAGGACCGCUACGACCAUCAGCAGUACCGGAAACGCUCAGUGGAGGACCUGAAGGAGCGCUACUACGGCGUCUGCGCCAAGCUGGCCAAGCUCCGCCCGCACGCGGGGGGCGUGGCCGACUCCUACGUGUUCGACGCCAGCCACGAGCGACGCCGGAAGGACCAGCUGGAGAAGCUGUUCAACCGCACGCCCGAGCAGGUGGCGGAGGAGGAGUACCUGAUCCAGGAGCUGCGCAAGAUGGAGGCGCAGAAGAAGGAGCGGGCGCGGCGGGCCCAGGACGUGCAGAAGCUGAUCACGGCGGCCGACGCCAGCGCGGACACGCAGUGCGCCAAGCGCAAGACCACCAAGAGGAAGCUGCCCCUCCGCCCGGGGGCGGAGACUGCGGCCAUUCCCGAGACAACGGGCAUCAAGUUCCCCGACUUCAGGUCGUCUGGGGUCACGCUGCGGAGCCAGAGGAUGAAACUCCCCAGUUCGGUCGGACAGAAGAAGAUUAAAGCCAUCGAGCAGAUGCUUACAGAGCUGGAAGUGGACGUGAGCCCCAUCCCCACAGAGGAGGUGGUGCAGAUGUACAACGACCUGCGCAGUGACCUGGUGCUGCUGUACCAGCUCAAGCAGGCCCUCGGGAGCUGCCAGUACGAGGAGCAGACCCUGCGCCAUCGCCACGACGCCCUGCUCAAGAUGGGCGGGGCCGCGGCCGACGGACAGGCCGGCAGCGUGGGGGCGGAGCCUAAGGAGCAGGGCCUGGAUGCUGCAGGAGUGAUGCUCACCCCCAGCCCGAGGAAACAGAGGGAGUGGAUCCCCGGGUCUUCACCUGGCAAGAAAACCAAGCGGCUGUGAUGCGGAGCGGGGCGUGGUUCUCCUUUACAGAGGGGUCCCCGGCGCAGUGCUGGGGCGGUGCUGUGGCCUGGUCAUUUUGGUGAUGGGGGGGGGGUCUUGUUCAUCGUUCCACAGAAUGCGGUCUUGGCCAGACUGUUGCCCCCCCUCACUCCCCCCUCUCCCCUUUUUCCGGAACACGGUGUCCACACAGUCCAAACAGCCACACUGGCCACUCGCUUCUUUUUCUCCCUCUCUCUCUCCCUCCCUCCCUCCCUCCCUCCCUCUCUCUCUCUCCUUCUCUACCUCCUCUACAGCCACCGGACACCGGCGCCACCACAGAGUGGACGUUGACUGACAUUCCAUUCCAUUAUUCCCCCUCGUCGCGCUCUCGUUGGCGAAAUGAAGUCGUAUGAACUGAAAAUUGCCACGGAGAACUAAUCAGGGGGCCCGGGAGUGUGCCUGUCCGUCUAAUUGAAGCGUUGACAAGCACCUAGUUAAAUGCGCGCCUCUCCUCUGCCAUUGUAAAGAUUUUGUAAAUGUCCUGUUUAUUAUAGCUUUUCACACUGUGUGACCGCCGUGCUUAUUGGGGCAGGGAGGCUGUCAGCUGACACUUCGCGGCCCCGAGAUUCCUCCACUUUGUCGGUUGGCCGCGGCCAAAACUGUGAAUAGAACUGGAAUGAGUGCGCUCGCGCAAACGCUUAGCAACAAUGUGUUUUUUUUUUCUUUCUUCCCGUUCCUUGAAAAAUAAAAACUUUUUUUUCUCAGGAAAGUGGAUGACCUUGUGGUUUCUGUUUUUUAUUUUUUUUGGAUCACACUGUAAAUGACAUGGUAUAUUUCCAGCAGCACCUUGAUAGGCCGGUAUAUUCAAAUAAAAUCGAGGUGUUUUCAGACGUUUUUAUUUCUUGUUAAAGUACGGAAUGGUACGGUAUUUUUCAGCAUUAAAAAAUAAUUGAAUGCCAAUUUGAUGGUCCUAAUCACCAGUCAAUUUUACUGAGGUUAGUAUGAGGAAUACUCAUUCACACAUUGAGCUUGCUGUUUGUACACAUAAUAUCUGCAUAUGUACUGCUUCCAAAGGACUGAUUUAUGCUUCUCGCGUAAGCCAAGUGUCGCCUACAUUUAUGGUAGCCUGUCAAAAACAAAAUAAAUCCGCCAAUGAAGCAACAUCCGUUAAUUUAUUCUCGGUGGCCUCAGUCACGGUUCCCUCGGCUGUGACCUAAGUCACGCGUAAAAAUUACGGUGACACGAAAACGCGUCUUACUUUUUAAUAAACUUCAGAAGCGAACUUAAGACUCGGCGAAAUCCCUCGUCUCGGCGCACCGAAUCGAAAACGUGCGAAUUUUCCAGAAAUCAUCAUUUGUGAGUAGUUGUUUUUAGCCGGUUGACAGCGCGAUUUCUCCGGCAAACCCCGCGUGAGCCGAGCGCCGUUUCCAGCCCCGCGCGCAGUGGCGAGCAUUGGUAAAGGAGGCGCGGGGGGCAGUUUGUCUUGCGUGCAGCAGGGCUCUGCCAGGGCUGUCAGCUGGUUUAUGGCCCUCCCAUUAAGCUCCUGACAUGGUUAAUGCUGAUUGCGUGGCGCGCAGCGAGGGGCCUGACAGUAACGGCGCGCUGAGUGACGGAGAUGAUGUUAACAAGCUGCAGGAGCGGCCGGGGCUCGUGUUUACAGUGCGCCGGUGCUAAACCUGUCCCGCCCAUAAAGCAUUUCUCCCUGAUACUGGCACACGGAGGAGGGGAAGCUAGACCGCUACAUAAUGUGGAACCCAGUUAAACUGACGGUUUUUUUACUCAGUAUAGUUUCAAAGAUACAUAUAAAAACUUUUUAAAAUUAAGAUGCAUUGUACCACAUGAAUAGCGCCGGCGUGAAUCUCAGUAGUGCCUCCGUUGUUGCGACACUACAACUGUAAUUACUGGAAAAAUAUUGAUGUUUUCAGUAAGUUCUUGUAAAUGGUGUGUAAAAUAAAGUAACAGUAUUUUGCUGAAA